UCUCUCUCUAGAAAGCACGCCACUUGUCGCUCCCUCGUUCCAUCACCUUCGCGUCAUCAAGGUCCCUUCCCUCCCAUCCGACAGUCGCUCGCCGAUCCGUUUCUCCGCGCCCGCAGCCGCAUCGCCAUCGCCAUUCGCGCAGACGUUCUCCGUGGCUUGCUCGGGUGAAUCGCCGGCGACCAGGCGGGGCGAAACAUGGUGACGUUCACGGUGUCCAGGGUGGAAACCGCGCCCAUCGAUGGCCAGAAGCCCGGCACUUCCGGUCUCCGUAAGAAGGUGAAAGUGUUCGUGCAACCUCAUUACUUGCAAAAUUUUGUUCAGUCAACGUUCUAUGCCCUUUCUGCUGAAAAAGUUAGAGGAGCCACACUUGUUGUUUCUGGAGAUGGUCGCUAUUAUUCUAAAGAUGCAAUUCAGAUCAUACUGAAGAUGGCAGCUGCCAAUGGAGUAAGACGUGUUUGGGUUGGUCAGAAUGGUUUGCUAUCAACUCCUGCCGUAUCAGCAGUAAUUCGUGAGAGAACUGGGCAUGAUGGAGCUAGGGCAUCAGGUGCAUUUAUUCUGACAGCAAGCCACAAUCCAGGAGGUCCCCAUGAGGAUUUUGGGAUCAAGUAUAACAUGGAAAAUGGUGGACCUGCUCCUGAGGGUAUUACUGAUAAGAUCUAUGAGAAUAGCAAAACUAUAAAGGAAUAUUUAAUAGCGGAAGACCUUCCUAAUGUUGACAUUACUACUUUGGGUGUCACAAGCUUCACUGGACCUGAAGGGCCGUUUGAUGUUGAAGUCUUUGAUUCAGCUGUGGAUUAUGUAAAACUGAUGAAGUCAAUAUUUGAUUUCCAGUUGAUUAGCAAAUUGCUUUCAUGUCCGAAAUUCUCCUUCUGCUAUGAUGCACUACAUGGAGUUGCUGGAGCUUAUGCUAAGCGUAUAUUUGUGGAAGAGCUUGGUGCUAAUGAGGGCUUUCUGCUUAACUGCACACCUAAGGAGGACUUCGGAGGAGGGCAUCCAGAUCCUAAUUUAACCUAUGCAAAGGAGUUGGUAGCACGGAUGGGUUUGGGAAAGUCAGCUCCUGAAAAUGAACCACCCGAGUUUGGUGCUGCUGCUGAUGGAGAUGCAGAUCGCAAUAUGAUCCUUGGUAAAAGGUUCUUUGUUACUCCAUCAGAUUCUGUUGCUAUCAUUGCAGCAAAUGCUGUUGAAGCCAUACCCUACUUUUCUGGCGGUCUCAAGGGAGUUGCCAGGAGCAUGCCUACAUCAGCUGCCCUUGAUGUGGUUGCUCAACAUCUAAAUCUGAAGUUUUUUGAGGUGCCUACAGGGUGGAAAUUCUUUGGUAACUUGAUGGAUGCUGGAUUAUGCUCGGUUUGUGGAGAGGAAAGUUUUGGAACUGGCUCUGAUCAUAUUCGUGAGAAAGAUGGGAUAUGGGCUGUGCUUGCUUGGUUAUCUAUUCUCGCUUACAAAAAUAAGGAGAACUUAAGUGGAGAAAAGCUUGUAUCUGUUGAGGACAUUGUCCGUCAGCAUUGGGCGACAUAUGGUCGUCAUUAUUAUACCAGAUAUGAUUAUGAGAAUGUUGAUUCAGGAGCAGCAAAGGAACUGAUGGGAUACUUGGUCCAACUGCAAUCUUCUCUCUCUGAAGUCAACCAGAUUGUCAAGGGGUUUGUCCUGAUGCAUCAAAUGUUGUUCAUGCUGAUGAAUUUGAAUAUAAGGAUCCUGUUGAUGGUUCCAUUUCUAAGCACCAGGGUAUUCGAUAUUUGUUGAAGAUGGGUCACGACUUGUUUUUCGCCUCUCGGGAACAGGCUCGGAAGGUGCAACCAUUCGUCUUUACAUAGAGCAGUAUGAGAAGGAUCCAGCAAAAACUGGGAGAGAUUCUCAGGAAGCAUUGGCUCCUCUUGUGGAAGUUGCUCUCAAGCUUUCAAAAAUGCAGGAAUUUACCGGGCGAUCUGCCCCGACCGUGAUCACAUAGAUCCCGCUUUCGCUACAGUAAGAUUUUUCCGACCCCUCAUGUAAACAGUUUUGCGAGCAUGGUGCACCUUCAGAGUGUAUGGUUUUUCAUUCACGAGUCUUUUUUUUGCCUAUUUGGCCUGCGGCAUUGUCCGGCUAUGAAAUGCGACAUAAUUCUGGUGUCAGAAUAAAAUGACUCUGGCAAUAAUCCAGCUGAUGCAACCUGAUCGGUAUGUAAAAUCAAGAUGUGGAUUGCUUCAAUAUGUGCGUACUUCUAUUAACGUCCUGAUCUGGUUUUCAUCGUG
This is a messenger RNA of Eucalyptus grandis, 2228 nucleotides long. RefSeq names its product phosphoglucomutase, cytoplasmic. Gene Ontology annotation, molecular function: magnesium ion binding; phosphoglucomutase activity. The record is from RefSeq and is a predicted model, not a curated record. NCBI's taxonomy places the organism in Eukaryota, Viridiplantae, Streptophyta, Magnoliopsida, Myrtales, Myrtaceae. Gene Ontology annotation, cellular component: cytosol. Bases 196 to 1740 code for a protein of 514 amino acids. Gene Ontology annotation, biological process: carbohydrate metabolic process. The transcript has 18 exons.